GUGAUGUCGCCACCUGUCGGCCUGGAGGCUGAAGUGACAGGGCAGAACAUGUGAGCUGAGCACAGCUUUGUGCGGUAGCAAACGGCGGGGUAAUGGCACGCUUAGUCGUUUAGAAACACGCCGUCUGCUGGGUUUUUCUUGCUGCAUCCUACCGUGUUCCACCUGUCCGGCCUGGGGAAGCAGGCAGAGCGGGGCGCUGCCUGGCUGGAAGAUAGCGCUGCUGCUGCUGCUAGCUAAGCUAACGUCAGCUAACCACUGCCAGCGGUAGACGUUCGGGCCAAACAUGGCCACUGUUUCUAUUCCUGCCCGCACUUCUGCACUUUUACUGGACAUCGAGGGAACCACCACGCCAAUCACCUUUGUUAAGGACACACUGUUUCCUUAUAUCAUCGAGCAUCUGGAGGAUCAUCUGUCCACACACUGGGAGGAAGACGAAUGCAAACAAGACGUUCAUCUGCUCAAAAAGCAGAUGGAAGAGGACAUGAGGCAGAACCGGGCGUGUCCCGUCCACACCGUGGAUCAGACCGUUCACACGGAUGAGGAGAAGGCCAUCAGAGAGGUGGUGGAGAACGUGAUGUGGCAGAUGGCGUCGGACAGGAAGUCCACGGCGCUCAAACAGCUCCAGGGUCACAUGUGGAGGGCCGCUUAUACGUCUGGGAGAAUCAAAGGUCUGUUUGCAAACAGGAUCUACCCCGAUGUGGUGCCGUCGGUCAAAACGUGGCGAGAACGCGGCCUGAAGGUUUACAUUUACUCCUCCGGAAGCGUGGAGGCUCAGAAACUCCUGUUCGGAUACUCUGUGGAAGGAGACGUCUUAGAUCUCUUCGAUGGCCACUUUGACACCACAAUAGGGGCCAAAGUCGAGGCUAAGAGCUAUGAGAGGAUCGCGGAGCGGAUUGGCUGCCAGCCGGAAGAAAUCACCUUCCUGACUGACGUAAGCAGAGAGGCCAAAGCGGCAGAAGAAGCCGGGCUGAACGUCCUGGUGGUGGUGCGGCCCGGGAACAUGGAGCUGACGGACGAGGAGAGCGCUCACUACAACCUCAUUACCUCCUUUAGUCAACUGCAGCUGACGGGACGAGCUUAACACGCAUCCGCCUUUCCCUUCUCUCCUGUCCAUCUUUUUUUUUUUUUUUAACUACUCCGCUGUUGUUGAUUCUGACUGGAGAGUAACUGGGACUCUUUUUUUUUUUUUUUUUUGUUCACCGUGUGACUAACUUGCACUCCUUUAAACUUUUCCACAUUUUGUGACACACCAGCCAAAAGUAGUUCUUAAUCAUGAGGUCGGAGGAUAUUGAGUUGCAUAGUUUUCUUUUAUUAUUAUUUUUUUUUUUUUUUUCAUAGAACCAACUUGAGUUUUGGCUGAAAGGUUUUUGGAGUACGUCUCUUUUUGAUUUGCAGAGGCCUACAUCUGACUCGUUCUCGGUCAAUCUCCACCUCCGCCUCCAGUCUUUUACAGCCUCGGACAGGUUUUCUUCCAGGAUUUUGCCUUUUUUCACCGUCAUCCUUCUUCCCAUCGACAAGACUCCCCACAGCGUGAUGCUGCCACCACCGUGCUUCACGGUGGGAGACGACGUGUUCAUUGUGUCUUCCUUCACACCCAGUGCUCUUUAAAAGUUCUUUAAACUUCUCCACAACCUAAGGGGUAUCAGCAGCUCAACACAAAUUCCCACCAUAGUUGUUUUUUUUUUUAACUUGCUAAAAAUGUUCAACCAUGUAUCCUUUUCUUUCCACUUUAUUGUUACGCAACCCUCUGUCGGUCUGUCCCAAUAAAAUACGUAGCAGUUUGA
Molecule: messenger RNA, 1784 nt
Organism: Fundulus heteroclitus (mummichog)
Lineage: Eukaryota; Metazoa; Chordata; Actinopteri; Cyprinodontiformes; Fundulidae
Gene: enoph1
Product: enolase-phosphatase 1
Exons: 6
Coding region: 284-1081 (265 amino acids)
Molecular function (GO): acireductone synthase activity; magnesium ion binding
Source: RefSeq, a predicted model, not a curated record